AUGAAGACAAAGUUUUCAAACCAAGUGGAGAGACACUCACCUUACCUAGAACUCUGCAUGGACCAUGCAUUUGGCUCCUGCAUGAAAAGUCAUGACAGUUCCUCAGAUGGCGUUGGAAUUUAUGAAGUGACCAGCUCUGUGAAAGACUUGCUGUCCAAUUUAAAUACAGGGGAACAAAGGAAACUAACAGAGGAGCUUGACAGUCUUCUAUCAGUUCAUAAGCAGUAUGUAAGCCAUUUGUUACGCACAAAGCACCAGUCAGAAUAUUACAAAUUCAUUUUAAACAAUCUUCAGCCUGGUGAGUGUGUAGUCAUUGUUGACUAUAAAAUGAAACUUGAACUUGGCAUCCAUAGUCGUGAAAUCCAGCGUGACUGGUAUAAUAAAUGGGAUCUUUCUCUUCAUGGUUUUUUGGUGGUGGCCCAAAUUGGAGAAGAGUAAAAAAGAACGGAGGUAAUUGAUUUGUGGAGUGAAGACACAAAGCAAGAUGCCUGGUUUAGCCAGAGCGCAAUGGAUGUUGGCUUUCGCUGGCUGGAACAGGAACUACCUGGUUACCAUGUGUAUUUAUUUUCUGGUGAGUGGCUCUAGUUUAUUUUGGUCAGGUUUCAAUUACUUGUUUCAAUUACACCGUAAUUCUAUUGUUUACAUCAUGGUUGAAACCUCAACCAGACUUAAAUAAAGGAAACAAUGAAACUAAAUGAUGUACAUGUCUUCCACACAUUCACAUUUGUAGAAAUUGCAUAAUCAUCUGAGCCUUUGUAGUAAAAUUUAGUGAAUGCCUUGGAUUUGCAAUGGCAUAUUCACUUUGUUAGUAGUAAAAACCCUCCAGUAUGUACCUACAUUUUUUGAAGUCAGGCAAAGUAGGUUCUUGUAUUUUUGGGUGGUUAUCUGCAGGUUAGACUAGUAAAGAUUCAGUUGUUGAUUGCCAAUCCCCCCAAACAAAAUUUUGGGUUUUUGUGUUAAAAAAAUAUACAGCAUUUAUUCACAACUGUAUUUUGAAAGGCCCAAUAAAACUGAUUAAAGAAAGUGAUAUCCUCUUAAACAUACAUUUUAGAAUAAAAAAGGAAAUAAAAUAUCAAAAAUGAACAAUGAAAAAGUGAAUGGGAUGAAUAAACAUUUGUGUAGAAAGACUUCUUAGUGUUCAAAGAGUUGCACUGCACACUUUACUGUAACCCACAUAUGAGAACCUGGUUUAUCUUGCUUGGCUAUAGUUUUCGGCAUAUUUUGGGGUACUAAAAUGGCAAAUCAAUGCAGGCAGGUUCUUUAACCACUAGGUUCUUUAUGCAGGUUUUUAUUGUGAUAUGCAUACUAGGGUGGUUUUUUGUAAGAGAGUAAAAGUAAUGAAUGAAUAUAAAAAGUAAAUGCAUAUUCUCACCUUAAACUACAGUGUAGAUGUGAAGACUGACUGAAUUUUGUCAGUGUUUGUGGUGGUUGUUGUUGUUGGAAUGAAAAAAAUAUUAAGUGUGCCUUCUUCAAUAAUUUUAUUGUGUACUUGCCUAUAAUAAGAACCUCAUCAAAAGAAAUUGAAAGAUGGUUUUAAACCAGCCACAUAUAAGUAAAUACUUCAUGUUUCCCUGGAUUAAAAUUGUAUUCUUUCUUUUUUUUAGAUAAUGGUCCCCAUUAUCAUAAUACUGGUUUCAUUUUGUACCUGGCUGAAGUUAACGAAUUCUUCAACUUGACCCUUGUUGAGUACAACAAUUUUGAAGCGGGAGAAGAGAAGUCGCAGCUGGACACUCACUUUGCCCUUAUCUCUCACAAAAUUGUGCGGUGGGUGAGAGUGGGAAACAAUUUAGAGACAGGAAAUCAGCUUGGAGAGUUGAUUGGGGUAUGCUUAGCUUUUGUAUAGUUAUACACUUUAUCUAUUGCAGUCAGCUCUCUCUUCACGGAUACCUAACUAUGAUGGACAGUCAGGAAAGGUCCUGAUGGUGUUUGUCUUAGAGAGAGAUGACUGUAUUGCUUCAAGACCGAAUGAUAGUUCAAAAGAAGAAAAAGAUCACAGUCACUACCAGGUUAUUUAUUAAUCACGUACUACAAAGAAAAGAAAAGUAUGAUUUUAAGUUAUUACAAGAUCUUAAAAAAGUUACCAUUUUUCUCUUUAUUUUGCUGAACUGGUUUAUAAAAACAUUUAAUUCUAUCUUUAGAUCUUAUGACUAGUAAACUCCAGCCAGGGUUUAAUUUAAUAUAACAUUUUACAGGUGUAAUUUAUGAGUGUAGCUAUUGUUUUAGCGUCUGAAAACAAUAACUACACUCGUAAAUCACACUUGUCAAAGUUUUAUUUAAGUGACCGCAGGGGUCAAUGUAGCUAUUGUUCUCAGACUCUACAACAAUGGCUACACUUGUAAAUUACACGUGUGAAAGAUUUAUUAAAUUGACCCCAGGAUACACAAAGUUACUUUGUCUGGGGAGAAAUGGUUAGCUGAAUCUUGAUGUUACACAAUAGCUACUCAAAGAAUUUCUUACUUGUAGAUAACCUGUUCUGGGGUUGUCUUUGAUUAUCUACAUUAAGCCUUAAAAACCAUGUUUAACCUAAUUAUUUAUUACUAAGAGAAGCUGAAUCCAUAUUUUUGAUGUUAAAAUAAUAAUUGUUAUUGCUUUAUAUUUUUAUUUUAUAGUCCCUGAAGAAUGUGACAUGUAGGAAGCUGACCAUAGAUAGAAGUAAGACCCAAGAGAAGCUUGGCACUCUCAAAGAUAUUUCUUUUUAUGGCAGCUUUCAGUUCCAGCCAUGUGGAGGCCACACUCGUCCAGUCGCUGGUUCAACUGGUGAAACAACAAAUGAAGACAUUCCAUUAUCAUCCUGCAGUACUGCUAACCGUAAUGACUGUCCAAACUACAGUGUAAAUUUCAUUCAGCACGCCAACUCAGCCCAACAGCCAGCAACCCACUGCUUCAAGCCUGUCACUCCUCAAAUUCAGCGGUUCAUUCCGUGUGGAUAUGCUUUGAAAACUGGGGGAGCAAAGCACACAGUGUUCACUCAACAGCAAAAAGAGAUUAUGAUUGAGUAUUACAAUCGACAAGCCAAAUACGGCAUUCGGGCUGAUACAGGUAAAUGUGCUGCUACCAUGAGAGAGAGGGGCCUGGAAGCCUUGAAAGAUUCCCAAAUAAAAAGCUGGUGGAGUUUCUAUCACCAGAAAUGCAAAAGAGAAAUGGAAAGGAUGGCUCAACAUUUACAGACCGCAUGUGAAGGAACUACAGCAUCGUCCAAUCAGCCAGCAUCAACCACCCAACCAACUAGGUCAGUACUUGAACUAUCAGCUUCACUUCCCACCCAAACAACUGCCACUUGUUUGGGAACAUCAACAUGGGUACCCAGCCAAAUACCUUCCCCAGUUAUUACACAGUCAGUGGUGACAACACCUAGCCACCAUACCUCCUCGGUUUGUUCAGCUUCGGCAAGAACCUGUACUCAACCAACUCCCUCAAAUUCAGUGAUAUUAACAGCUGGACCAUGGAACACAACUGCCCCAGCAUCUGUUGCCUCAGUUUCCUUUACAUACACAAGAAUUCAAAACCACCCAACUUACUCAGUUUCCACAACAACAGCAGUAUCUUUUGCCUGCCAGCCAACCGUCUGUGUCCCAGCAGAAUCACCA
Porites lobata is the source of this 3587-nucleotide messenger RNA. NCBI's taxonomy places the organism in Eukaryota, Metazoa, Cnidaria, Anthozoa, Scleractinia, Poritidae. The record is from the annotation of a GenBank genome assembly.